Messenger RNA from Drosophila busckii, 2926 nucleotides. RefSeq names its product YTH domain-containing protein 1 (gene Ythdc1). The record is from RefSeq and is a predicted model, not a curated record. The transcript has 2 exons. Bases 136 to 2289 code for a protein of 717 amino acids. NCBI's taxonomy places the organism in Eukaryota, Metazoa, Arthropoda, Insecta, Diptera, Drosophilidae. Gene Ontology annotation, cellular component: nucleoplasm. Gene Ontology annotation, molecular function: mRNA binding; N6-methyladenosine-containing RNA reader activity. Gene Ontology annotation, biological process: mRNA splicing, via spliceosome; regulation of alternative mRNA splicing, via spliceosome.
UAGUGGUGAAUAGUAUGCUUUACUAAAUCGAUUGACUUUUUCUCUUUACGUAUGUUUUCUGUAAAAAUGUAUAUGUGUGUAUGCAUGUACGUAUACAUAAAAAAAAUGCAUGAAUGAACAACGCACACACACGGAAUGCAGGAAUCAACGCCGCCAACGCAGACAGACACCAGCCCAACCGGAGAACGAGAGCUAAUGCGCGACAUGGCCGAUUUGGACGCAGUGCAUUUAGGCUUGGACGAGAAUGAGGCGGAUAUAGCCGAGGAGCUGCAAGAUUUCGAUUCCUUUGAUACACGCAGUGAAGCUUCUAAGUCGCGUGGCGGCUCAGUGGGGUCCGAUUCGGAGCCCAGCAUAAGUUCAGUAAGCUCGGCGCCAUCCUCUGGCGCGGGCAGCAGUAGUGGCCGGCGAACUAAAAAUUCCAGCUCCAAGUCAAGCAAAGAGCCGGCAAAGCCUGGCAAGAAAACCUCCAAGCGUGCUGCUUCGCCCGCUGAACGUGAUCUUAAUGGCAAAAAGAAGACACGUAAGAAGUCCAGUGAGCCAAAAGACAAGCCGCAGGAACAGGAGCGUGAACGUGAGCGCGACCGAGAACGGUCACGGGAGCGCGAACGAGAGCGGUCACGAUCACGGGAGCGCGAACGAGAAAGGUCUCGGUCGAGGGAGCGCUCACGUGAACGCAGCUCCGGCGGCAAAAAGCCGAGAGCUAAGAAAUUGAAUGACAACGAGGCCAACAAAAGCGCCGAUCUAAGCGAUGUCGAUGAUGAAAAGCCAGUCACACAGCCCGCACUAGAGUCGGACAGUGAUAGCGAUUCGGACUCUGAUUCGGGCACGCAGCAUAAACGCAAUGGCAGCGCACGCAACAAGGCCAAGAGUCAAUCGAAGAGCUCCACACCGGAGAAACAAGAUGCCAGUGGUGGUCAGAGCGGCACAAAGUCAUAUGACUACAUGACCAAGAUCAAUUAUUUGUUCCGUGACACACGCUUCUUUCUAAUCAAAUCCAACAAUAGCGACAAUGUGCAAUUGUCGAAGAGAGAAAAUGUUUGGGCCACGCUGCCACAAAACGAUGCCAAUCUGAGCCAGGCCUUCAAAGAGGCGCGCAAUGUCCUGCUCAUAUUCUCAGUCAAUGAGAGCGGUAAAUUUGCAGGCUUUGCCCGCAUGGCGGCCGCCUCACGUCGGGAUAUUCCGCAAGUAGCCUGGGUGCUGCCGCCUAGCAUAUCCUCCAAGGCAUUGGGCGGUGUCAUAGAGCUGGACUGGAUAUGCCGCAAGGAGUUAUCCUUUAAUGCCACAUUGCAUUUGCACAACAGCUGGAACGAGGGCAAGCCCGUUAAGAUAGGACGCGAUGGCCAAGAGAUUGAGCCCAAAAUUGGCGCUGAGCUCUGUCGACUCUUUCCCGAGGAUGAGCAAAUCGAACUAACGCCCAUCUUGCGCAAAUCCAAGGAGACAGCGCGUGUGAUGCGUGAGAAGGGCAUACAUGUUAUCUACAAGGCACCGCGUAGUCUGUCCACACGAGGCCAUGGCCAUGGUGGUGGGCGGGGCAAUCGAAUUGGACCGAUGCGGCAUAAGCGCAACUAUGGACACCAGGAGCCGCCACAUCAUCAUCAUAAUCAGCGCUCCUAUCGUCAUCAUCAGCAGCAUCACCAUCAGCAGCACCACCAUCCGCAUCACGGCAAUGAUGGCUGGGGCAAUGGCGGCUUUAAACGUAGCGGCUCACCCUAUAGGCAAAUGAGUGGCAGUGGUGGUGGCGGCGGCGGCGGCUCUGGCGACAUGAGCAUGCCCAGCUGGGAGCGUUACAUGUCCUCUGCCGCUGCAGCGGAAGCCUACGUGGCAGAUUACAUACGCAAUAUGCAUGGACAGCUGCCGCCGUUGCCGUUUGUGCCAUCCUUUGGUCAAAUGCCGAUGCCAGGCGCAGCGGGUGCUGCAUUGCCACCAGGUGCACCGACCUCGAUGUAUGAGCAAGUGCCGCCACCGGUGCGAUACUAUGACGGACCCGGUGCACCGCCGCUGCCCGAUUAUCCGCCACCGCCGCAACCUAUGCGCCCACCACCGCCCGGUUUCGACAAGUCGCCGAGCUAUGAGGAUUUUGCAGCCUGGAAGAAUGCUGGACUUCCCACAGUGGCAGCGCCACCUGGAUUUGGCGCAGACGGCGCCAAUAUGCCAAGUUCCGGGAAUCGGGAACCCGGCAGCAAUGCGGGAACUGGCGACAUGCUAAGACGACGACGCGGCGGCGGUGGCGGUUCCUCGCGUCAGUUUCGCGGCGAACGGGGACACAUGCGAUAUCGCGAUCGACGUUAAAGUGUGAAUAACAAGAAGAAGAGAGCAAACAAGCGGGAGAGCGUAUUAUAAGAGUAUAAAGUGCGCGUUUUAAAGGUUUCCUGCGCUCUCUCUCUUCUACACCACUCGCAACUCUCGCGUGUGUUUUAAAGUUAAAUCGAAACAACAAAAAAUCAAAAAGAAUUGAUAAAUGUGUGAGCAAAGCAGCGCAGCAGUUAUUCCUUCCCUUCCACCACACCCUACACUCUCUCUCUCUCUCAAAACAACUCUUUGCUGGUUUGCUUAAGAGCUUUUUAUGAUUUCAAAUUUUUAAAAAACAAACAUACAACUUAAGCAAAAAUAUAAAAUUACGACAUAAAAAACAAAAAAGAAAAUAAGCAAAAAAAGAAAAUAAUUAAAUGAAAUAACAAAAAUGUGAACUUUUAUUAUAAAAAAGAGAGACGCUACAACAACCGUUACGAACUACAAUUUUGAAAACGCAGACGCGUUGUGUGUGUGUUUACAUAUAAGCCGUUAUAUUACCCCCUCUAAAAUCCCGCUAUGCUGCCAAACACGAACAGACUGUCCUUUUAGAUCCUGUACAAUCAAGUAUAAUGGAUCUGUUAUUCAUUUAUAUAUUUAUAACGCUCGUCAGUCUGUGAUAUAUAAUUUGUGAUAA